Trichomycterus rosablanca is the source of this 1758-nucleotide messenger RNA. RefSeq names its product adenosine kinase b (gene adkb). The record is from RefSeq and is a predicted model, not a curated record. NCBI's taxonomy places the organism in Eukaryota, Metazoa, Chordata, Actinopteri, Siluriformes, Trichomycteridae. The coding region runs from base 153 to 1190 and encodes 345 amino acids. The transcript is spliced from 11 exons. Gene Ontology annotation, molecular function: adenosine kinase activity. Gene Ontology annotation, biological process: purine nucleobase metabolic process; purine ribonucleoside salvage. Gene Ontology annotation, cellular component: nucleus; cytosol.
AAAGGUUUGCGCAAAGCUGCUGCCUGUUUCGCGUCUGUUCUGCGUGCGCGAGCGCGUGCUUGUGUGAACAGCUCGAGCGCCUUCAUUGAUCUUGACUUUCGAAAACGGUCUCAACGGUUUUAACGGUCAUAACGGAUUUCCUCUUUGAAGUCAUGCCGACAGCCAGCCAGAAUGCUCUGUUUGGGAUGGGGAAUCCAUUGUUGGACAUUUCUGCUGUGGUGGACAAGGACUUUUUAGACAAGUACGGCCUAAAGCCCAACGAUCAGAUCCUGGCAGACGAGAAGCACAAAGCACUGUUCGAUGAGAUAGUAAAGAAGACUAAAGUGGAGUAUCAUGCAGGUGGAUCCACACAGAACUCCGUCAAAAUCGCACAGUGGAUGAUCCAGGAACCCCACAAUGUGGCGACGUUUUUCGGAUGUAUAGGUAAAGACCACUUCGGUGAGAUUCUGAAGCAGAAGGCGGCCGAGGCACACGUGGAUGCGCACUACUACGAACAGAACGAAGAACCCACCGGUACCUGUGCGGCCUGUAUCACUGGAGAUAACAGAUCUCUGGUUGCCAACCUGGCAGCUGCUAACUGCUAUAAGAAGGAGAAACAUCUGGAUAUGGAGAGCAACUGGAGCCUGGUGGAGAAGGCUCGGGUCUACUACAUCGCUGGGUUUUUCCUGACCGUAUCUCCAGAGUCGGUGCUGAAAGUCGCUAAACAUGCAAGUGACCACAACAAGAUCUUCGGUCUGAACCUUUCUGCUCCCUUCAUCAGUCAGUUCUUCAAAGAGCCGCUGAUGAACGUCAUGCCCUACGUGGACAUCCUGUUCGGCAACGAGACGGAAGCAGCGACCUUUGCUAAGGAGCAGGGAUUCGAGACAGAUGAUAUAACUGAGAUUGCACGGAGGGUGCAGCUUCUUCCCAAAGUCAACAAGAACAGGCAGAGGAUCGUGGUUUUUACUCAGGGCCCAGAGGAUACCGUCGCCACUGUGGGUGAAAAGGUGAUGAAGUUCCCAGUGUUGAGUAUCGAUCAGAACGAUAUCGUUGAUACUAACGGAGCAGGAGACGCUUUUGUGGGAGGGUUCCUGUCCGAGCUGGUUCAGGAGAAACCUCUGGAGCAGUGUAUCCGUGCAGGUCACUACGCCGCUCACGUCAUCAUCCGACGCUCCGGCUGUACCUUCCCCGAGAAACCAGACUUCUGUUAAUCACACCUGUCCCUCCUUCUUCAUUUUUCUGAUCUUUCAGUCUCUUUUUUACGUCUUAAGACUCCGGCAGCAAACUUCUGUGCCUCGACGUGUGUUUACAGUCACUUCAAGGGCAUAUUGGGAUCAAUGAGUAGCGCUGUCUGUACUGCUGCUUCUAUCGGCAGGAAGUCACACAUAAGCUCUGAUUUUACAGUCUUAAAGCAAAAAAAAAACAUUUUUCUUUGGUCCAAAUGUUCAAAUCUGGGUUUGUUUUGAUACACAUUAAUGGUUGAGGACCAGCAAGUAAACAGGUGCAUUAUAAAAAGAUCAGAUUUUAGAAAUAGAAUAAAAGUCCUUAUUAGUCUGGUUUAACUUCAUUAGCUGGAGUGUUUCGGAUCUUUCUGCUCAUCUUUAACUUCUUUCUUAAAUGUUUGUGUUGUUGCGAAACACCAAAUUCUGGAGCAAAACGCACAAGUUUUUUAAUAUGCAAGCUGUACAGCGGUGAGAGGGGACGCGGGUUCUUCAUGCACAUUUCCUUCGGACCACACUUACAGUGCCAUACAAUCCAAUAAAGUGAUUCUUAUUCACA